Messenger RNA from Acanthochromis polyacanthus (spiny chromis), 3830 nucleotides. It is a transcript of the gene sec62, whose product is annotated as SEC62 homolog, preprotein translocation factor. The record is from RefSeq and is a predicted model, not a curated record. Gene Ontology annotation, cellular component: endoplasmic reticulum membrane; endoplasmic reticulum. Gene Ontology annotation, biological process: post-translational protein targeting to membrane, translocation. Lineage: Eukaryota; Metazoa; Chordata; Actinopteri; Pomacentridae. The coding region runs from base 84 to 1319 and encodes 411 amino acids. The transcript has 8 exons.
CCACCGCUAGUCGGUGAGUCUCGCGAUAUCUCACACUAUGCGCGUGCCCAACCUCGCGCACGGAGGAGCUGAGUUGGAGGAUCAUGGCGGAGCGCAGGCGGCACAAGAAACGGAUCCAGGAGGUGAGCGAGCCCACCAAGGAGGAGAAGGCGGUGGCCAAGUACCUUCGAUUUAACUGCCCAACCAAGUCCACAAACAUGAUGGGCCACCGAGUGGACUACUUUAUUGCCGUCAAGGCUGUGGACUGUCUGCUGGACUCCAAGUGGGCCAAAGCUAAGAAGGGAGAGGAGGCGCUCUUCACCACCAGGGAAUCAGUGGUGGAUUACUGCAACAGACUGCUAAAGAAGCAGUUCUUUCACCGAGCUCUCAAGGUGAUGAAGAAAAAGCCAGAAAAAGACUCCAAGAAAGAGAAGGAGAAAGCCAAGGGUGACAGCAGCAAAGAGGAGGAGAAAAAAGGGAAGAAAGAGAAGAAGAAAGAGUCAGAGGCUCCUGAAACUAAGAAAGAGAAAAGUGAUGACAGUCCUGGAACCCCAAAGAAAAAGAAAGAAGUGAAGAAGAAGUUUAAACUGGAGCCUCACGAGGAUCAGCUAUUCCUGGAUGGAAACGAGGUUUACGUGUGGAUUUACGAUCCUGUCCAUUUCAAGACGUUUGCUAUGGGUCUGAUCCUUGUUAUUGCAGUGAUAGCAGCCACUCUGUUCCCGCUUUGGCCAGCAGAAAUGCGUGUUGGAGUGUACUAUCUGAGUGUUGCAGCCGGCUGCUUCGUGGCCAGUAUCCUGCUUCUAGCUGUCGCUCGCUGCAUUCUCUUCCUGCUCAUCUGGCUGGUGACUGGUGGGCGGCAUCACUUCUGGUUCCUUCCCAACCUGACAGCAGAUGUUGGUUUCAUCGACUCUUUCAGGCCCCUCUACACUCAUGAAUACAAAGGACCGCGAGCCAGUGAUAAGAAGGGCUCGGACAAGACAGACGAGAAGGACAGUGGCGCCACCACCAAGGCUCAGAAGUCAGACAGUGAUGAGAAGUCAGAUAGCGAGAAGAAGGAUGGUGACGACGAUGAGGAGGAUGAAGAAGAGGAGAGCAAAGAUGUAGGACCAGAGGACAGUAAAGAAGCAGAAGGGGAGGAAAAUGAAGAGCACCACUCAGACACAGACAGCGACCGUCGAGAGGACGAAGGCUCGCAGCACAGCAACGGAAACGACUUUGAGAUGAUCACCAGGGAAGAGCUGGAGCAGCACACAGAGGAGGAGGAGGAAGAUGAUGAGGAGACACAAGAGAGGAAAGAAGGUGGAGGGAGUGAAACUAAACCCCAGACUGCUGAAACAUAAACUUAUUCUGAUCCCGUCACUCUCUACUUCUCUCUGUCCUUUCCUCCCUUCCUGCUGUGAUCCCAGGACCUGCUGGUCCGGUCUCUCUAAGCUCGCUGAGGCCCCAGAGGGGCUUCAUCUCUUGUUGUUGAGAUCUUCCACUAAACAGUACCGGGAUAGACACAACACUGAAAUGUUAACAGCUAUGAUAGUGGGGAAAGAUGUUUAAGAAGCCUUAUGGUGGAUCAGAUUCCCCCCAAAUGUUAUUUAUGGUAAAAUAAAAUUGCCACCAGACACAUUUGCCUGAGGAACCCAUCAGACCAGAACAUCUCUGAUGGAAGGUUUUUGGUUCUAUUUCUUUUUGGCUCCUCAUGUCAUGAAGUUGCUUUGUCUCAAUUCAGCUCAAGAUAUUUUUUUAUUGUGUCCCAUGUCACUGACUAAAUUUGGAUGUUUUGUAUGAGAGGUCAGCUCCAGAUCUUAGAGCCAGAUGGUAUAAAAGAUUGAUGAUAAAUUGACAAUAAGAGAGUCCUUUUUUUUUUUUUUUUUUUUUUAAAACGUAAUUGUCCCUCGAGCUCCACACUGUUAGUCUAAUCACAGGAGUUAAUCCAGCUCAGCCAGGAGCACUCUUUGCAUCCUGUUGAACACCAGUGAGUCUGAUAGUUUUCUCAGGCAGCACUUAAAGCAAAAUGAGCAACGUAUCAGAUCUGAAAUAUGAACUUAGCAGGGUGGACCAAAUCCUGUAGUUUACUCAAAGAAAACUAAAAAGAAACUGACCAUAUUGUGGCUGGAUUGAGUGUUUGGACAGCAGAGUAGUACAGCUCUUUGAGGUACUUUCCAUUUCCAUUGUCUUUUUUUUUUUAAAUGGAUCAUAGUGCAAUCCUCUAAACACUUUGUGAAGUACGUCUAGUUCAUUUUAAUAAGGUGGGACUCAUCUUUAAGAGUAAAUGUAAUCAACUGGGACAAAGCUGGCAUACUUCAUUUUCUUUUUUAGGAAAACAUUGCGGUAUUUGCUGUGUAACUACAACUAGAAGACAUAAUGUUGACUGAAUUAUUUGCAAACUGAACCAGAUUUACAGUAAAGCAAACUCUAGUGCCAAACAUAGCAAAUAAUGACGCAUGCUUUUUAACGUGGCGUGUGAGAGCGAGGGGGACAUUGUGAAUUUGUUCAUUUUGUUACCGCAGUGUCAAACUCUCCAAAGUUUUCACAUCUUUUUGACUAAAUGAACAGAAAAAGCACAGCACAAGUUUGUUAGUGCGCAGCUACACAAAAGUUUUUUGGUCUCAAUGAAACCGUGCAAAGGUGUUCACACUAGACUCCCAUCCAAACCAGUCCUGUUUAGUCUCACACAAGCUGUUGUGUGAAAACAGUGUUUUGUUUUUUAAAUUACAGCUCCACUGACCAGUCGAAGCUGGCAGCAGUGGUCCAGUAAUCGAGGUCCAAGCUGUUCCUUCACAUUAUUUUUUGGCUAGAAAUGUCUUAGAUGCUCUUUGUAGUCAUAGUGAGGAUCAUAUUUAAGUAUAAAAAAUAGAAAUGUAUCAUUUAUAUAUGGAGUCUAUCGAUAUAUAAAAUAUAUACAGUACACAGUCUAAAAAACUAUGAAACAAGCUUUUGUCCCUUGUUUUUUUUUUUUUUUGCCUUAGGUGUAAUUUUAUUCCACAGAGAGUCUAUUUUUGUUUUUGUAUGAUCAAUAAGUGCACUCAUUAUUUAAAGGUAACAUCUGGGAUUAGAAAGCAGUGGGGUUAGAUAUCAGCAUUUUUUUCCCUUAUUUUUUCCCUUUGCCUCUAUCAUGUUAACUGUGUGAUUUGGUCGGUUAAUUGUGUGCUGCCAUGUCACUAACAUCCCACUAACAGCAGUCGGUCAUUAACCUGACCUUAUGAAGCCAGCAGUUUGUGUAACGCUGACUGCAACUGGCAAUUGCAACACAAGCUGAUAACAUCAUUUUUUAAAAUAUAUUCCACAUAGCUUUCUGUACAUGAUGUUUUGUUUUGCCCAAAAACAAACUACUCCUUCAGACUGUAUUUAUGUAGUUAGUUUCGGUCUGCUGUAAUCCCACUGAGGUUUGUAGCUCUCGGACUUUCGAACUUGUGCACCAUGUCGUCUUGUUUGUCAGCAUCUUUCUUUUUUCUUCCCCAAACGGGCAAAGUGCAUCUCUGUUUACUGAGUUGCCAGUGUGCCAGUGGCUGUACUCUGAAUAUUAGCAUAACCGUUUCAGAAAAGAGAGGAAAAAAAGGAUUCUCCCAGCUGUUCUUGACUGUUGCACAGUAUCGGUCUGUUGUAUAUUGUAGUAUUAUUACUCUCUGUGCUGCUGCUUCUCAUCACACAUUUCUGGGGGAAAUAAAAGUGAAACUGUAAAAUAUCCAUGUUUUAUCUCUGGUCAAAAACCAUGUCUUUUGAUCACCUAGUUGUCCACAUUUGGAUCAAUAUCAUUCUCAAGACCGUCUCCUGAAAUAUUGGGAGUAUAAUUUAAUAAAAUUGGAUGUCUGGAAAUAUACCUGUAUCUUAUCAUUGCAAUAAAAAUCUAGAAAGCACAA